Abrus precatorius (Indian licorice) is the source of this 966-nucleotide messenger RNA. Its product is annotated as probable E3 ubiquitin-protein ligase BAH1-like 1. Bases 1 to 966 code for a protein of 321 amino acids. The transcript has 6 exons. Lineage: Eukaryota; Viridiplantae; Streptophyta; Magnoliopsida; Fabales; Fabaceae. The record is from RefSeq and is a predicted model, not a curated record.
AUGAAGUUCUGCAAGACUUACCAACAGUACAUGCAAGAGCAGGGGCGAAAGCUCCCUGCUGUUGGCUUCAAGAACCAUAAAAAGAUCAUGAAAAAAUGCAGAAGAGGCUCCCAACCCCUUACUCAAUCCUUCGCCAUCAAAACCUGCCCUGAUCAUUGCCAAGUGUGCGAUGGAACCUUUUUCCCUUCCCUUCUCAAUGAAAUGUCAGAUAUAGUAGGGUGCUUCAAUCAGCGCGCGCAGAAAUUGCUGAAACUACAUCUUGCUUCUGGUUUUCGAAAGUACUUUCUCAAGUUGAAAGGAAAAUUACCAAAGAAUCAUACUGCUCUAACCCAAGAAGGCAGAGAUCUAGUCAUAUAUGCAUUGAUAAAUACCAUAGCAAUUCGAAAAAUACUGAAGAAAUAUGAUAAGAUUCAUUAUUCCAAGCAAGGGCAAUUAUUCAAGUCCAAAGUUCAGACUAUGCACAAGGAAAUUCUUCAGAGUCCCUGGCUUGCUGAGCUUAUUGCCUUACACAUCAACCUAAGGGAAACUAAAGUCAAAACAAGGAAGGCACCUGCAUUGUUCGAUGGAUGUUAUCUCACAUUUAAGGAUGCAAAACCAUCGCUUACUUGUGAGAUAUUCGAUUCUGUCGAAAUUGAUAUUGACUUGACUUGCUCUCUAUGUCUGGAUACAGUAUUUGACCCAGUUUCUCUGACUUGCGGCCACAUAUUCUGCUAUACCUGCGCUUGCUCAGCAGCAUCAGUAACUAUUGUCGAUGGACUUAAGGCUGCGGAUCCUAAAGCAAAAUGCCCUCUAUGCCGACAGGGAAAAGUUUAUAAAGAUGCUGUGCACCUGGAAGAGUUAAACAUUCUUUUAGGCCGAAGCUGCAAGGCGUACUGGGAUCAAAGGCUUCAGAUGGAGAGGGUAGAAAGGGUUAAACAAGUGAAGGAAUAUUGGGAAACGCAAUGUAGGGCGUUCGUGGGCAUCUGA